ACUUGUGCCUCGCAGGCUCACUCUCGCAGUCGUUCUCCCGCCAAAACCAUUUCUUAGUGCUACGAUUCCCUUCUUCUGUUGCUCACUUUUCAUCGACCAUAUUGUCAUAUUAAUCCAAAAAGAUAUCGUAGUCUCCUUUCUGUUUGCUUGCCGACGGAACCAAGGAGACCACAACCAAAUCUCUUCGCAUCCUGCGUGAACUGAGAACCAAGCCAAGCUCGAUUCCAGGUUGUUUUCCUUUUUGUCUUUACUUCCAAUCCACGAACCUCGGCGGCGAUCGAACUCUUAAGCGUUGAAUCGUCGUGUCACAGCGUUAAUGGCGGAGCGGGAUUCAGAACUUGUUUCUGCUAUUAACGAACUCGACGAUCGGUCAUUCCUCUCGCUUUGCUUUGGUCCUUCAGUGUCCAUCAGGAUUUGGCUUCUAAUAAACGCCGAGAGGUUCCAAAUAAGGCCAUCGCUGUUACUUACUGUUUUCCUAGGGUUUACGAAGGAUCCGUAUCCAUAUGUUAGAAAAGCUGCUCUCGAUGGACUAGCAGGUUUGGGGAAUACUGUUGUCGAAGACGGCAGUAUGAUUGAAUGUUGCUAUUUCCGUGCUAUUGAACUUCUAAACGACGUGGAGGAUUGUGUUCGGUCAGCUGCAGUACGCGUUGUCAUCACUUGGGGUCUCAUGCUUGCGGCUCAUAGUCCAGAGAGGAAACAACAUUUUUCUGAUGAAAUAUUCGCUAACCUUUGUUCUAUGACAAGAGAUAUGAGCAUGGAGGUCAGGUUUAAUGCAUUUGUUGCAAUAAAAAGGUUGGAAAUUGUUUCCGAGGAUCUUCUUUUACAAAGCAUGUCCAAGAGAGUCUUAAGUAUCUUCAAGGGGAAAAAGUCUCUUGUUCAAUGCUAUACCGAACAAUUAGAAAUGUUGGCGUUGGAUGUUGCUGGGGCUUUUGUGCAUGGCGUAGAAGAUGAAUUUCAUCAGGUGCGGAAGUCUGCCUGCGAUGCUUUGUUUAAUUUGAUCAUCCUGUCAACUAAAUUUGCUGGCGAGGCCUUGAGCUUACUAAUGGACGUCCUGAAUGAUGAUUCAGUUUCUGUCCGCUUGCAAGCUUUGGAAACAUUACAUCACAUGGCAAUUUCCAAUUGUCUGCAAUUGCAAGAAGCACAUAUGCACAUGUUUCUCAGUGCUUUAAGUGACAAUAAUGGCCACGUAAGAUCUGCUUUAAGGAAACUUCUUAAAUUAGCGAAGCUGCCAGAUUUGGUGACAUUUCAGUUGUCUUUUAAUGGUCUUGUCGAAAGUUUAGAAUCAUACCCGCAGGAUGAGUCUGAUGUGCUCUCCGUGCUGUUUCAUAUGGGUCAGAAUCAUGUAAAUAUGGUUGCCUCCAUUAUCACGGAUGUUUUUGAACAGAUAGACCCAGCGUCUGAAGGAAAACUUGGAUUUGAUAGCGUGAAGGUGAUUGCAUAUACUGUUCUAGCUAUUUCAGCUCCCGUUCUGGACACUCAUUCUCUUAGGAUUCCACCUAGAAUAUUUUCUUAUGCAGCUACAUUGCUUGGAAGGAUCUCUCAUGCUCUGGGCGAUAUUAUGGAUCAAAGCACUAUUUUUGCUUACUUGCUGCAAAACAGUAAAAACACUGGAUUAUCUGAUCUGGGGUUUAAUCCAGAGGGAGUCCCAUGCUCACUUACACCUGGAAGUUAUGUCAAUGAUAUACUUGCCAUUGCCUCACCUAAGACGCCUGCAACGAUACAUGAGAAGCAGCACAAAGAUGAUGAUGCCAUAGAAUCUAUCAAAACUAUCCUCUCAAAGGUGCAAGAUAUUUGGCCGCUAAUACAAUCGGGAUUUUUGCAUGAAGUUCUAAGGACUUUGAGGGUUUGCAAGGAAGCAUUGGAAGUAUUCACGUAUCAAAUAGACAAAUACAGUGGGGCUUUAGCUUUUACACUGCAAUAUCUCAAGAUAAUGAAACUGGUUGCGAAGGUAUGGAAUUUGAUGUCUUCAAAACAUAGUUGUAGAAUUGGAGAAUGGGAAUCUCUAUUAGGAAAGCUAGAAAAGGGGCUGAAAGGGUUGAGAAGUAGGUUCAUUGGAUUCUCUAAAGAAGAAGAACGACAUAUCUUAGAAUUGAUGUUGGUAACUUGUGCACUCAAGUUGUCUAAUGGAGAAAUUUGCUGUCAUCUCACAAUUAUGAGAAAAUUGUCGAUGAUAGCUUCCAACAUAGAGCAUCUCCUUAAGGAAGAAUGUAUUGAGCCAUCAACUUUUGUAUGUGAAGUUCAAAGAUCAUUGUCAAAGUUAGGCGCCAUUACCCCUAAAGCUUCUUGCUAUUCACUUGAUUUUAGAAAACUGCUGAAAACUUUCACCCUCAACCAUCUAGAAAUUUCAGAAAAACUUAAGCACGUCAAGGCAGAGCUAGUCAUUCCAGAUAAUGACUACGAAAAACCCCUCUAUUUUGUUCCAGGACUACCCGUUGGUAUUCUGUGCCAAAUUAUCCUACACAAUGUUCCAAGUGAGAGGAAGCUAUGGUUUAGAAUCACAAUGGAUAACACGACAAGUCAGUUUAUCUUCUUGGAUUUCCUUUCCUUAGGAGGAGGUUGUGAUGAGGUUAGGGAAUUUACCUAUACCGUUCCAUUCUACAGAACUCCAAAAGCUUCUUCUUUUAUAGCUAGGAUUUGUAUAGGACUUGAAUGUUGGUUUGAGAGUGCUGAAGUUAAUGAACGCCGUGGAGGUCCAAAACGUGAUCUAGCAUACAUUUGCAAAGAAAAGGAAGUUUAUCUUUCCAUGAUCCACAAUAGUUGAUUUAGUGCAGGGUUCAUUUAAAAUAUCAGUCUCUGUAAAUAUUGAAGGAAUAUGUGAGAAUGGCUACGGAAUAUGUUUUUUUAGUGUAAAAGUUAACCAUUUUGAUCUUCAUGCAGAAAACUGUUGUGAAGAUCUGAUCAAAAUGAGCCAUACCAAAAUGAGCCAUACCAAAAUGAGCCAUACCAAAAUGAGCCUAUUUAUGGUUCAAAUGCUUACUGAUCCUGCAGAUAUCUUGGAUACCAAAAGAUCUGCGGAUUGGUCUUUCUUUAGUAAAGCAAGAAAAAAAAACAUCGAUCAUUCGUUGAAGGUAUUUUCAUUUCCAUCUUGAAAGCCUCUAUCACUGGGUUUCUUUGAAAGAGAAGCUUUUUGUUUCUGACGGCUUGCUACCCAUGCCGUUUGUUAACUUGGAUUCAUUAACCGGUAAGUGUUAUGAACUUAAAUGGUGCCGUACAAGUGAAUAACUGAUGCAGGAAUUGGAUCCCA
Molecule: messenger RNA, 3244 nt
Organism: Cucurbita pepo subsp. pepo (vegetable marrow)
Lineage: Eukaryota; Viridiplantae; Streptophyta; Magnoliopsida; Cucurbitales; Cucurbitaceae
Gene: SIEL
Product: ARM repeat superfamily protein
Biological process (GO): intercellular transport
Cellular component (GO): endosome
Source: RefSeq, a predicted model, not a curated record